GUGUUCAAUUCCAUUUCUUAGCUCACACGUUUCAGGACAGUUCUCUACUCAGCAACAUAAAUUCAUAUAAGUAGUGUAUUACCAAAAAUUUAGUUCAAAUUAAGGAAGUGUAAAUUAACAUGAAGAUCGCCAUACUAUUUGCUGUGCUGUUUGCUUAUUGUGCUGUCGCGGUUAGUGGAGGUCCAGAAAGCAGACAUGCCACGGGAAACUGCAACCAGAACGAGGAGUGGUUUCCCAAUGGAUGUGAAGAUGCACCUCUAAACUGCCAAAACUAUAAAAAUCCUAGCACCCUGAAGUACGGAGGCUGCCACGGGGGCUGCCUCUGCAAGGCGGGAUAUGUUCGGCCGGUUCGAAAUUCGGAGCACUGCAUCCUGCCCCAGGACUGUCAAGACAGUUGAAAGAAUGAAAUCUUUAAAACGACGAAGUUAGUUGAUUAUGAACUCUAAUAAUUCUGCAAGAUAUGAUUUUAUUUACGAACAUAUGCCUUAGGAUAACUUUUUUUUAAAUAUAAGUGAGAAUUUGGAUCACUAUGUACCUUAUGCAUUUAUCUGUUAUGUUAACUUUAAAAAAAUGUUUAAUUCAGUGGUUUUAAUAGUGUAAUUCGAUAACGAAAAUAGUAAACAUGGAUAAUAACUAAGAAGACAAAAAAUCAAUUAUGUUAAAACAAUCUUAUAACAAUUGUGUUGGCAAGAAAAACCCCAGUAAAAUUUCAUUGCGCUUUGUACCUUUCGAAAACAAAAAUCAAAGCUUGAUGUCAAAUUAAUCUCAUUAUUCGUAUAAGAACAGUUCCAAAUUGAUUAUUUCCCAAACACUCAUUAUUUUUCAAGUAGAAUCUAUCAUUUCUAAAUAAAAUAUUUAAAAAAAACACACAGAAAUAGAUCGUAAAACAUUUUUUAAACAUGUACAAAUGUCGUCUUUGAAUUUUAAGAACUACAACAAAAUUAGAUGAAAAUGAACCGACACAUGAACUGAACAAGAGCCUGUCCUAUAAAAUAGAUUAUAUAGGAUUGAUGUAUUUGAAGACCGAAGGCAGAGAACUUUUUGAUUUUUUGCAAUUAUAAGUAAAAGUUAUCAAUAAAAUAAACCUAUUUUCAUAACUAAAA
This is a messenger RNA of Uranotaenia lowii, 1103 nucleotides long. RefSeq names its product venom peptide SjAPI-like. The transcript has 2 exons. NCBI's taxonomy places the organism in Eukaryota, Metazoa, Arthropoda, Insecta, Diptera, Culicidae. Bases 120 to 398 code for a protein of 92 amino acids. The record is from RefSeq and is a predicted model, not a curated record.